AUGGCUGCAAGCUUUGUGAGAAGGCGUCUGCAACGUCGUCGGCGAAGAACUAUACGUGUGCCUAGGAGGAUCUUGGAUCGUUCAAAUCCACUGGAAGGUUUAGGGGAUGGAGAGAUAUUUGAGAGAUAUAGGUUUUUCCCUGCGACUAUUUUCUUCAUUGUUGACAUGUUAAAAGAUAACCUUGCUUUCACGAAUCUACGAAAUAAUCCACUUACACCCCUUCACCAAGUCUUGGUCUCGUUGCGAUUUUUCGCAACAGGGUCUUUCUACAUCACAAUUGGAGACACUUUGAAUGUUUCAAAGAGUGCAGCUGGUAGGGCGAUAAGGCAUGUCACGGACCUUCUGUGCCAACUUACGAGGCGUUUCAUCAGCCUUCCCCGUGGAGAGGAGCUGCUGCAUAUCAAGGCAGCAUUCCAUAAGAUUGCCGGUGAGAAAGCUUGUCUGCACAUGACCAUGACCUUCACUUAUUCUGUAGCUUGA
This is a messenger RNA of Saccostrea cuccullata (small rock oyster), 480 nucleotides long. Its product is annotated as putative nuclease HARBI1. The record is from RefSeq and is a predicted model, not a curated record. The transcript has a single exon. The coding region runs from base 1 to 480 and encodes 159 amino acids. Lineage: Eukaryota; Metazoa; Mollusca; Bivalvia; Ostreida; Ostreidae.